This is a messenger RNA of Schistocerca americana (American grasshopper), 3002 nucleotides long. RefSeq names its product serine/threonine-protein kinase D1 (gene PKD). The transcript is spliced from 17 exons. Gene Ontology annotation, biological process: protein phosphorylation. Bases 406 to 2814 code for a protein of 802 amino acids. NCBI's taxonomy places the organism in Eukaryota, Metazoa, Arthropoda, Insecta, Orthoptera, Acrididae. The record is from RefSeq and is a predicted model, not a curated record. Gene Ontology annotation, molecular function: ATP binding; protein serine/threonine kinase activity.
ACACAGACGCUGAUGUUCCUACAGACUGUGCGGAUUGCUCCACCGAGAAUACCCUGUGUUCUUCAAGCUAAUCUAGUAAUAAAAAAAAACGUUCAUUAUACUUUUUAAACGUAGAACAGAUUAGCAGUCCGAAACCACAUGAAUGCAUCACACCAAUGUUCACUUUAGUGAAACAGUCCCUCAGGUCUGCCACACGGCCAUUGGCAACACUGACUCUUAUGACCCCGCAAACGUCGGGGAAGGUUGUUGUGUAUUCGAUGUUAUAAAUAUUAGGUGAUAUGUUGACUAAGGAAAGGAAAUAUAUGUGAAAGACGGAAUGUCAAGUAACGUGGGUCAUGCAACUUUGAGUUUACAUGAAUAUAGUGGAGUGAAUUGGUGGAAUUAACUCGUUAUUCUUUCCAGCAGAUGAUGCAGACCACAAUGGAAGGUCCUGAAGUUACUUUCCUCUUCCAAUUUGGGCUUGUUAGAGAUACAGUAACUACACCUGCUGGUUCAUUAGGACUGAAGACAUUGAAGGACUUAGCGAGUGACUUCAUCAACAAAAAGUUUCCUGACCAUGGUCUGACUUGCCUUGGUGAAAGGCUGCUGCUGUUCCGCCAUGACCACAGUUCUGCCAACAUCUUACAGUUGGUAAACUCGGCAGCAGAAAUUAUUGAUGAAACACUGGUGGAAAUUGUUUUGACAGCCCAAAUACCAACAGAAGCAGCUCCAUUAAGGCCACACACAUUAAAUGUUCACUCUUAUAAGGCUCCAACUUUUUGUGAUUUUUGUGGUGAAAUGCUGUUUGGACUUGUUCGUCAAGGACUGAAAUGUGAAGGUUGUGGGCUCAACUUUCACAAGCGAUGUGUGGUGAAGAUUCCAAACAACUGUUCAGGGGCAGCACUUGUCUCUGGAGAUCGCAGACGAUCCUCAACCCUUGCUGUUCCACGUUCAUCCUCCCAGGGGUCAAAUUCCUCACUUGCCUCAGAUGACACUUCUCUGACAGUUCCAGGUAGUCAAGGAACAAACAGAUCACCCUCACUUGGAGGACGUAUUCGUAUUCCACACACAUUUGUACUUCACUCCUACACACGUCCUACCGUAUGUCAGGUAUGCCGGAAAUUGCUGAAAGGAAUUUUUAAACAAGGGCUACAGUGCCGGGACUGCCACUACAAUGUGCACAAAAAGUGCCUUGAGAAGGUGCCUAAAGACUGUACUGGUGAGAGCCCAAAGGAUGUUACAGGAAGUGAAUGCACUGAUAAUGGAAAUGGAAGUGACUCAGUCAGUAGUCGGUUCAAUGAAGAUAAUGACAGUGACACUGAGUCUAGUUCUCCACCUGAAGCUCGAAAAUCUUCAUCUACAGAAUCACCUGUCAGCAAUGGUUGUGAGGAUCAAAACUGUGAUGAUACCGAGCCUCUCAUCAAACGACCAACAAGUAUGUCCCCUAGUAACAAUAUUCCUCUGAUGCGAAUUGUGCAGUCAGUGAAACAUACAAAAAAGAGGGGUUCAAAAGUUAUUAAAGAAGGAUGGAUGGUGCAUUUCACUAACAAGGAUCCAACGAGGAAACGACAUUACUGGCGCCUUGACACCAAAUCAUUAACAUUAUUCCAAAAUGACACAAGCUCCAAGUAUUACAAAGAGAUUCCAUUAUCUGAGAUACUUUCUGUGGAAACAGCUCGAAGCCCACAUGGCGAUGUGAUGCAUUGCUUUGAACUCAGGACGGCCAACAUUGAUUACUAUGUGGGUGAAGACCCUCUGCAUCCUGUAGUAAGGGAAGGAAGUGUGGCAAUUCUUCCUCCAGAGGAUUCUGGUGUAGGAGUUCACUUAGCUAAAAGCUGGGAAACUUGCAUUCGACAGGCUCUGAUGCCUGUAACUUCUUCCACCAAUGCAGAUAAUAGCACAGGCGAAUCCGAUGAAAGAGUGACUGACAUGAGCCAAGUUUACCAGAUUUUCCCAGAUGAGGUUCUUGGUUCAGGGCAAUUUGGAACAGUUUAUGGAGGUGUACAUAGAAAAACAGGUAGAGCUGUUGCUAUAAAAGUAAUUGAUAAAUCAAGGUUUCCAACAAAGCAGGAAGCUCAAUUGAAAAAUGAAGUAUCAAUUUUACACACCAUCUGCCAUGCAGGUGUUGUAAAUCUUGAACGAAUGUUUGAGACUCCAGAGAGAAUAUUUGUUGUCAUGGAAAAAUUGAAGGGUGAUAUGCUAGAAAUGAUUCUUUCAAGUGAACGUGGGCGAUUAAGUGAACGGAUAACUAAAUUCCUUAUAACACAGAUUCUUAUAGCCCUGAAACAUCUUCAUAGCAAAAAUAUUGUACAUUGUGAUCUCAAGCCAGAGAAUGUGUUGCUCAGCUCUGACUCAGAGUUUCCUCAGGUGAAACUGUGUGACUUUGGCUAUGCACGCAUAAUUGGUGAGAAGUCAUUUAGAAGAUCUGUGGUCGGUACUCCUGCCUAUCUAGCACCUGAAGUCCUUCGUAACAAAGGAUACAAUCGAUCAUUAGAUAUGUGGAGUGUUGGUGUUAUUGUUUACGUAAGCCUUAGUGGAACAUUUCCUUUCAAUGAAGAUGAAGAUAUCAAUGAACAGAUACAAAAUGCUGCCUUUAUGUAUCCAGCUAUACCUUGGAAGGAAAUUUCAUCAGAAGCAAUUGACCUCAUCAAUAAUUUGCUACAAGUGAAACAAAGGAAAAGAUUUACAGUAGAUAAAUCUCUUGCACAUAUUUGGUUGCAGGAUUACCAAACAUGGUGCGAUUUACGAGAACUAGAGAAGCAGGUUGGCAUUAGGUACCUCACUCACGAGUCUGAUGAUGCACGAUGGGAAAGUUAUCGAAGGGAACGCCUUUGACCAGCCAAAAGUUGGGUCACUGUGGCCAGGACACGCUGGAGACGUUUCAUCAAAACAUGAUGAAGAUGUUCCUGUCAAGCUCUCUAUUAGAUUUUGUAACAUAAUGUUGCAUCUGCAUGUUGCAGAUUUUACUAUUAUGUACUGCAGUUUAUUGAAUUGUUUAUUUUUGUAACAUUAUAGUGUAUAUA